AUGGUUCUCGCUCCAUGGUCAUUCCAGCCGUCGUCCUUCUUGAUCCUCGAGAUAGUAGGCGCUCGAUCGGAGCUUUCCAAUGACCUUAAAGGGGCCGACCCAUGGGGCUUCCAGCUUACUCACAUUGCCGACCGGCUUUACCUUCUUCCAUACCAGGUCGCCGACCUGAAACGCUCUAGGGAUUACUCGCUUGUUAUAAUUCUGCUUCAUCCUUUGCCGUCCACAAUUUACGAACUACAUGAUCCUUACUGCAGAGAGCUCUCGUGGGGUGUACUGCGGGCCUGCGGCAUCGUCCGAUUAAGCGUGACGGUGGCGAGGACCGAGGGCAUCCUAAUCCUCAAGUACGCUCUUCAAGGAUCCCGCAGGCUUUGGUGCGGGAGUACUCGAUCCCUCCUCAUCGUCACCCCCUUCGAGGAGCAGGGAAUAGAGAGGAUGAUUGGCAUUGCUAAAGAGGAUGGUGGACUGCACUACUUUGAGAAUGAUGAUAGUAUGGAAAGGAAAGCUAGAAUAAUUCUUCUUAUGUUUCCAACAAGGAUGUAAUAAUGUGGCAUCGUAGGUUAGGCCACCCUAAUUUUCAUUACCUUAAACGCUUAUUUUUACAUUUAUUUAUCAAUAAGAAUCCUAGUUUGUUUACA
Zingiber officinale is the source of this 635-nucleotide messenger RNA. RefSeq lists its product as uncharacterized. The transcript is spliced from 3 exons. The record is from RefSeq and is a predicted model, not a curated record. The coding region runs from base 1 to 540 and encodes 179 amino acids. NCBI's taxonomy places the organism in Eukaryota, Viridiplantae, Streptophyta, Magnoliopsida, Zingiberales, Zingiberaceae.